GGGGGUCUGACGUCACGGCGAGUUCUAGGCGGAAUGACAGCAGCAGCAUCGUCAGGAGAAGCAGCGGCGGCAAAAGCGGAGCAUCACCAGCAGCCGGGCACCUGGGGCAGCGUGCUCCUCCAUACACCGGGCUGGCAACCGACAGCUUCCCCUCUCUCCAGCACCGACCCACCCCUCGGCUCCCAGCACCAUGAACUGCUCAGAUGAUAGCGCCAAGGAGAAGCUGCUGUGGAACGUAAAGAAGGAGGUGAAACAGAUAAUGGAGGAAGCGGUGACCAGGAAGUUUGUUCAUGAAGACAGCAGCCAUAUAAUUGCUCUCUGUGGUGUGGUAGAGGCAUGUCUUCUGCACCUUCUGAAGAGGAGGGCGGCCGGCUUCCUAAGAAGUGAUAAAGUGGCAGCGUUGUUCAUGAAAGUGGCCAAAACCUGUGCAACGGCUGCAGAUAUAUGCAAGAAAGUGCAAGACCUGCAGCAACAAGUGGAAGGCAGGAAGAACAUCUCCAGUGGUCAAGAAUCUUUAAAAAGGCAGAGCUCGACUACAGGAAGAACAGUGACCCUCACCCCACAAGCUCUUAAACACAUUUGGGUGCGGACGGCCCUCAUAGAAAAAGUGCUGGAUAAAAUUGUGCAAUACAUUGUGGAUAACUGCAGUAAAUACUACGAAAAGGAAUCUUUAAUGUCUGAUCCUGUUUGUGGGCCCAUUUUGGCUGCCCUGUUGGUGGGGCCCUGUGCAUUGGAAUACACAAAGCUUAAAACAGCCGAUCAUUACUGGACAGAUCCCUCUGCUGAUGAACUGGUGCAACGGCACCGUAUCCAUGGGGCUCACAGUCGGCAAGAUUCACCCUGCAAACGUCCUGCUCUAAGUAUCAAGAAACGCCAUUCCAGUGGUAGCAUGUCAGAGGAUAAGUUUGCUGCUUCAGCUAGGGAAUAUGUUGAAUCUCUUCACCAGAAUUCUAGAACUCACCUUCUGUAUGGGAAAAAUAAUGUUCUGGUCCAGCCAAAAGAAGACAAAGAAGCUAUUCCUGGAUAUCUGUCAUUGCACCAGAGUGGGGAGAACCUGACAUUAAAAUGGACUCCAAACCAGCUGCUAAAUGGAACUCUGGGGGACUCAGAGCUUGAAAAGAGUGUGUUUUGGGAUUAUGCAUUGAUUGUGCCAAUCAGCCAGAUAGUCUGUAUUCACUGCCACCAGCAGCCAGACAGCAGGGGUACCCUGGUUCUUGUGAGUCAGGAUGGUAUCCAGAGACCCCCACUCCACUUUCCUCCAGGUGGACAUCUUCUUGCAUUUCUCUCAUGCCUAGAAAAUGGACUUUUACCUAGAGGGCAGUUGGAGCCGCCCUUAUGGUCUCAGCGGGGAAAAGGGAAGGUAUUUCCCAAACUGCGGAAGAGGAACAGCUCCAACAAAUCAGUUGACUUUGAUGACAAUGUGGUUGAAGAAAUAACUACAGAUUAUGUCUUCAGAAUCAUCUAUGCGGGUCACAAGCACGAUAACAUUACUAUUAACUACCACCACUUAGCUGCCAGUCGUUCGGUCUCUGUUGAUGAUGAUGAGGAAGAAGAAGAUAGGCUUCACGCCAUGCUAUCCAUGAUCUCCUCUCGGAACCUCACAGCUCCUAAAUCGAUGAAAGAGUCCGGAGAUGUGAUAGAGAUGCAAGGUUUCGGUGCUAAUCUUUUACCGUGGCAGUUGAAUGAAUUCUGCAGCCAGGGCUCUUCCUGCCUAUCCUGCUCCACAGGCAGCUCUCCAUACGACAUCCCCAGCUGCUGCAGCUGUGUGCACGACAGGGCUCCGCUCAAAUUGCUUUGUGAGAAUAUGAAGAAACAGAUUGUCUCCCGAGCCUUCUACGGAUGGCUUGCCUACUGCCGCCAUUUGUCCACUGUUCGGACCCAUCUUUCUGCCUUGGUCAAUCACUCCAUUAUUCCACCUGACAAACCUACAGAUGCCUCGGGCGGGCUAACCAAGGAGGUGUGGAGCAAGUAUGAAAAGGACAUGAAGAACUACAAGGAGCUGGAGCUGCUCAGGCUAGUGUACUAUGGAGGAGUGGAGCAUGAAAUCCGCAAAGAGGUGUGGCCGUUCCUCCUGGGACAUUACAAGUUUGGAAUGACAAAAAAAGAAAUGGAUCGAGUUGAUGAAGCCAUUGCAGCCCGUUACCAGAAAGUCAUGGCAGAAUGGAAAGCCUGUGAGGUGAUUGUGAAGCAGAGAGAGAAAGAGUCCCAUUCGGCCAUUUAUGCCAAGCUUUCUUCAGGCAGCAGCAUUGACAGCCACGUGCAGCGCCUGAUUCAUCGGGACUCUACCAUCAGUAACGACGUGUUUAUGUCUACAGAAGAAAUAGAUAUUACAGACAGAGACCUGAAAGGACACAAUGGUAAAGCAUCAAAUCUUGCGAGUACUCCCGUUGCAUUGGCAGUGGAUCCCCAGCAGUCGGUGGAAUUUGACUCUCCAGAUUCUGGUCUUCCUUCUUCUCGGAAUUAUUCUGUAACCUCAGGCAUCCUUUCCAGCAUUGAUGAUGGACAGAGUAUCUGCUUUGAGGAAGAGGAGUCAAACACAGAAUCUGAUAGGACAGAAAUGACUGUGUGCCCUACACGCAAAUCCAAAGGGAUCCUCAAAAUGCAGGAAUCAAUAAGUGAAGAACAACUGAGCUCACAGCUAGAUUAUUUAAACACCGCAGAAGACAUCUCUUCCAUGUGUCCCACAUCUUAUACAAUAGAACUACUGGAUACUAUCGCCUUAAAUUUGCAUCGAAUUGAUAAAGAUGUUCAGCGGUGUGAUCGCAAUUACUGGUAUUUCACAGAUGAAAACUUAGAAAAGCUCCGGAAUAUCAUGUGCAGUUAUGUGUGGGAACACCUGGAUAUAGGCUAUGUCCAAGGAAUGUGCGACCUGUUGGCUCCCCUGAUGGUUGUCUUGGAUAAUGAUUUGCUGGCGUACAGCUGCUUCACUCAACUGAUGAAACGAAUGAGCCAGAACUUUCCAAAUGGGGGCGCAAUGGAUACACACUUUGCAAAUAUGAGAUCCUUAAUCCAGAUUUUGGACUCUGAGCUGUUUGAACUCAUGCACCAGAAUGGAGACUAUACACAUUUCUAUUUCUGUUACCGCUGGUUCUUGCUCGAUUUUAAACGAGAAUUGCUCUAUGAAGAUGUAUUUGCAGUAUGGGAGGUCAUUUGGGCUGCUAGACUCAUAUCCUCAGAGCAUUUUGUGCUCUUCAUUGCUCUGGCUCUGGUGGAGGUCUAUCGGGAGAUUGUACGUGACAAUAAUAUGGACUUCACAGAUAUCAUCAAGUUUUUUAAUGAAAUGGCGGAACAUCACGAUGCACAACUAAUUCUGAGGAUAGCCCGGGACCUGGUACACAAGGUUCAAACACUAAUUGAAAAUAAAUGAAGGUCAUCCUCAUUAAUUAUGGAGAACUGCAAGAUGAGUCAGGCAGCACCGGGACACAUGAUCUCUUGCGCUGUAAAUCCAUAAAGACUUUUAGGAUAUUUUACACCCAAUGGGCUAAAUAUUUUAAAUUUGUAAAAUAAGUUAAAUAAAUCCCCCCAAAACAAACAGCACAAAUCAGGGUCCACUAAAGUGUGUUUAGGAGACACUCCUCUCAUUUGCAAUGAAGUUAAUGUAAAUAGAUGGAUUCUGAUGAACCCUUCACUAAUGGAGAGGCCAUGGAAUAUAUGGAAACUCCUGUAGGAAGGCGUAAGAGGAAUUCUGUAGAUACCUUCCACUGUUGGCCAAGGAAUUUUGAAAUAUCCUCGUGUCUGUUGAGUUUGGCUGAGGAUCCAUGUUAUGUGUUGCCCUUUGCAGACCAUAUUACAAUUGAAUGACUGUGUUUUUGUUCAGCAUGCAGAUAUGUGUCUGGAAACUCCACUGUGAUGAUAAAUGAAGGGCUGAGUGGCAGAACACAAACUUACUGGUGUGUAGAUAGGGUUUUCCACCUCGAAGGGAAGGCCCAUGUGUGGACUUGUCUGUUAAUAAAUCUCUUCUCAUAUUCCACCUGAUCCCUGAACACAACACAAAAAGGCCAGAUCUUUGGCCUAUGGGCAACAGGCUGAAACCAGUCUCAAAGUCCUGAUAUUCUGUAUUCCCUCCUACCAAUAUUAAAGGAAUAUAGGUGUCUGUGAGCAGAGGUAUCACCCAGUGGAUCCCGAAAGAUGAUAGUAUGCAUUUCCUUGGGUAUAAAUCCCAAACCCAAGGCCCCUUCCAGGAAAGCAAACAGAAGGAAGACAAAAAAACAUUAGGAGAAAUGUUUUUUUGCUUUAAAUUGAAUCCCGACCAUAAGUUUUCACAUAAUAAACCAUAAAAUAAUGUUUUAAGAUUAAAUUUGGCCAAAACCUGACUCAUAUAUUAAAAAUGGAAUUCUGUAUUCAUAAACUUGCUCUUGAGGUGUCAAGGGAAAGGUAGUAUGUUGGAAUGAAUAUAUAUAUAUUUAAAGAACAGAAUUUGAGCUUAGCAGAAACGACUUUUUUUCAAUGUGUCUCAUUGCUGGGGUGCCCCUGGGUGCUACUGAACUGCAGUGUCUCCAUGGUUUGUCAGCUGGCUAUAGAUGAUGCUGGAUAUAGUUUGCAGGGGCCAGACUGGGUGCUAUGGUGUCAAUAUGAGGAGGUCAGGGUCUCAGGAAUCUGCAUUGAUUAGACAUUCUCAUACCAGUGAGGUCUGUGUUGCUGCUCAGCUCACAUAUCAUGCUGCUAUCCGAGAGUUUACACACCCUGUUGGAAAAAACUGCCAUGUUAUUUUGGUGCCAAAAAAAUCACCAACAUAUCAUUCUGACAGGGGAAUGCAUGUACCUUCUUCGAGUAUUAUUAUUGUAAAUAUCUUUAAGUAGUGUGUUUCUUCAAUUUGCUAUCAUUAUUUGCCAGUUAAUGUGUCAUUGGUCUAUGAAGUCCUCUCUGAAAUGUGCUGGAAGUGUAAUAAAUGAAAAGUAGAAGGCCAUAACAGAACCAUAGGGCUCAUUUAUUACAAGGUAUAAAGUGCUAAAAUCAGGUCUAAAGCAGUGCACUUUACCUGGGAGUUGCACUUGCUCACAGCAGGCAGUUUAGGGCACCCUUUCACUUGUGGGCAUGCUCUCUGCGCCAUCAACUGGGUGCCCAUUAUAGACGACCAGCCUGAGAGGGCAGAGGGCAGCUGCAUUGCCCCAGCAACAUGUGCAAGCACUGUGUGUAUUGUGUGCUUAUUUAGGCAGUUGUGCACAUAGCACGCAGCAUUGGUAAAUGAGCCGUCAUGAGAUUAAAACUCAGUCUCAUGUCUAAAAUAAAAUCCUGUGAUAUUCACAUAAAUAUAAGAGCUUCCUAAUCUAGGCACAAGUCAUGGCCGGAGCUAGUAAUAUGGGGUCAUCAGGAAUUGCUGGAAGGCAGGGGUCAUACACUGAGGAAUAAAACCACAUCUAACAUUGAAGUAUCAUUGCAACAGCUGGAGAGCUGCAGUUGGAUAUCGCUAAAGUACAUAAUAAAAAUAUUCACUAAUAAAUCCUUUUAUCGACAUUUUACCCUCUACAGCAGUGAUCCCCAACCAGUGGCUCGUGAGCAACAUGUUGCUCCCCAAACCCUUGGACAUUGCUCCCAGUGGCCUCAAAGCACCUGCUUAUUUUUAAUUAUUUUUUUGAAAGUUUUAGAUGCAUAAAGACCAUGUGUACUGCCAAACCAAGCCUCCUGUUGUCUGCCUGUCCUCACUGGGCUACCAGAUAACUAAUCACAGCCCUUAAUGGUCACCCCCUAGGAACUUUUUUCAUGCUUGUGUUACACCCAACUUUUUUUUUUAUAUUUAAAUGUUGGUCAUGGGCAAAAAAGGUUGGGGACUCCAGCACUAAAGGGACCCUGCCAGAAUGUCCCUUACUCCAUUAGCCUAAUGGCUCUCCCUCCAGUAGCCUGGGGAAGGCUAUAUUUUGCAUUGAUCUGCUUGGUCUUGUGCAAAAGUAUUAGAUUCCCCCAGUUUUUUGAAUGGAGCAUGGAUCUUAGUGCUCUGCCCAGGCUCUUCAGGCUGUACCUCCCAGCUUCUUCCAGGGGCUGUUUUAGUCUUGGUCUAAAGUGAAACAGAAAUCUGAUAGUGCCUCUUUGUUCUUCAUUUUAUAGCCAGAGUUGCACUAAUUCCCAGAACCCAAGGAUUAUGAUUUUUACUGAAAUCAUCUUAUUUUUUUUACUUGUGUUAUUUUGGUUGGUCACAUCCUGCCUUUAAAGAUCCAGUAACACCUAAAAAAAGUCAACAUUUUAUAACAGAUACAUAGUUUAGAAUAACAAAAGCUUAAAUGAACAGUAACAAAAAAAAACAAAAAAAGUAAUUACAAUAUAAUGUACUGUUGCCCUGCACUGGUACAACUGGUGUGUUUGCCUCAGAAACACUUCUAUAGUUCAUAUUAAUAAAGCUGCUGUGUAGCCCUGGGGGCAGCCAUUCAAAGGAGAAAAGCCAAAGGUUACAUAGCAGAUAACGGAUACAUUACAUAAAUUCCCAUGAUAUUUUACAGAGUUUAUCUGUUAUCUGCUAUGUAACCUGUGCCUUUUCUCCUUUUUCCAGCUUGAAUGGCUGCCCCCAUGGCUACACAGCAGGGUAUUCAUAUAAACUAUAGAAGUGUUUCUGUAGCAAAGACACAACAUUUACCAGUGCAGGGCAGCAGUACAUGAUAUUUUUAUUACUUUAAUGCUCUUUCAUUUUUUUAGUUAAGCGGUGAUAAAGGAUCAAACACAUUCAACUUUCUGUCUCAUUAAUAACCUGUAAAUAAAACAUUUUCUUUUGUGACAUUACUGGUCCAGUAAAGGGAAAUGUAGUUUUAGUAGCCUAGAAAAGUAUCAAUCUGAAUCAUAUUGCAAUUGGUCGUUAUUUUUAUACCUUGUGUUUUACUAUUGAUUUUGCAUAAGUGAAAAAACAAGAUAGUGCCUUGUUUGUAAGGAAUGAGGAUGAGCCAGGGAGGACAGAAUCAAUCAGUAAUACAAUAAACCCAGUCUGAUUCCGUUUCAGUGUCACCAGCAAACACAUAACAGUGGAAGUGCCAGAUGGGAGAUAUUCAAUGUACCCAUUCUCUUGGAAAAUAUUCCAAAUAAAGGUCAGUGGCAAGUAGGGUUGCCAUCUUUUCUGGUAAAAAAUACAGGCCUUUUUAUAUUUUUAUCUUUCUUUCCUAUUAAUAACAUUGGUAUAAAGCAUCAUUUUUACUGGCCAGGCCAGUAAAAUACCAACCAGGUGGCAACCGGUGCCUCUCAGAAGAAUUUUUUGUGGGGGGCCCGGCGUGACCAAGUUACACAACUUAGUACAAUAUUUAAAAAUCAACAAAUGAGAGGAGUCAAGGCCACUGAAACCAACUGGCCAAUAUUUUCUCCAUUGUUUAUACCUACCUCUAGAAUCCCAGGCAUUAGGCAAUAUCAGUCCAUCAAUAAUUCGACCAGAUUCAGUGUAUACCUUGUGCCGGAUAAAAAAUCCACAGGCUAGCCUUGUUCUGCUUAAAGGAUGGGAGGUGGCAUGUUUUGUUGGGAGGGUAUGUGCCACCGCCACCUACCCCUCAUGAAUUCAGAGCCGCCAAGUGCAGGUGGUGCUGUAUUCAUGGGGGCAGCUGCGAGUCAACUGCGGCAAGUCAAAUAGAGUGGAAAGCAGCGUGCCAGUUAUCCAGUUGUGCCUAUUUUUUUCACUUUAAACCCCCUACUGUUUAUCUACUUGACUCCAUAGUCAUACUUGCCCUGAUUAGCACCUCUCUAUCACAGAGUUCAUCUUAAUAGCAAUUGUAGUUUCUAAAGCAAUCAAACUGCCAUCUUGUGUAUAAGUGGCUCAGAUGUAGAGUCAGGCUUAUCACCUCCCCACACACACACACACAGCUAUUCAUGGCUUUACUUCCUGCUCUGUAUACGGCACCCCUUAUUGGUUCCUUGUUAGAUCAUUUUGGCAUGUACCCACCACUAAACUACUCAUUCCUCCAAUCACCAACAUGCAUUUUGGUUUGUUUUUGUUAAAUAUUUAAUAAAUGAUUGGUGAGUGUCUUAAAAUACCAUUGACUCUUGUCAGGGAUACAUUUAGGUCUGAUGUGCCCCCCCCCCCCCCAUUACAGAUUGGACAUCCCAUGAUGUCACUUCCACUAGAGAUGGUACUCUGCACCCUCACCCCACUCCCCCCAACUCUGCCACCAGAUUUGCCUAGGUAUUAUCUGGCAGCUGAAGGGUGUUUCAUUUCUUUAUUUUAAGUAAUUUAAUGGAUUAUACAGGCAAUCAAUGGUGCCCCCAAAGCUGCUGCCCCUGGCACAGGCUCCUGGCUGCCUAUAUAAACACAGCCCUGACUCUCCUCAUAUAUUGAUUUUUAGCUCUACAAAUUUGACACUGGGCAGCUUGCAACCUGGCCACAAUCUGUAACUUAUAUUGGCUGACUUUGUUGUAAUUUUACAUUCCUCAUGCCAAUAUCCUAUUAACAGUGUAAGUAUGUAACAAGGGAGACAUUGGGGUUGAUCACACAACAGUGUCUGUUUUUGAUAAUGUUGUCUCAGUAUUGAUUUCAGUCACCACCGCCUGUCUGUGCUGCUUUGUGAAAGGGUGGGGGUGCACCCUCAGGCAGCGAAAUUAAUAGCUUCUUAAAAAUACACCCUUUUUAAUUUUUUAAAUUACAAAUAUAUUUAUUAAAAUAAGAUUUUUAUGAAAGUGCCGUACAGAUCUUGGUAUUUUAGGCAUCAAGAUUGAUUAGAAGACUGGACUAUUUGCAGUAUUUCACCCCUUUGUACAAGAAACACAAUGAAGCCGAUGUUAAACUGUCUCUGUUAUCACUAACUCAAAAGCGCACACAAAGAAUUAGUAUUAUCUUCCAACCCAGAUAUGUAGAAAAGAGAGUUUCUUUUGGACAACGGACAGUUGUUGCCUUGGAGUGAACCAAUGGGAUGGGGGGUGCUCACUUACAGAUGGACUCUGCAUAAAUCUGGGCACAUUGCCCUACGGAAUUGUCCCAAGAUUGUGUUUGCCGAUGUCUUUUCUUUUUUCUGUUUGGAGACGUUAUUCAUUCUCAGCCAUUGCCAUGUACCAACCAGAUACAGUAUAUUUAUCUUUCAGUCUACAAAUUAUAAAUAAAAUAUGUUUUUUUGUGAAUAAUUCA
Molecule: messenger RNA, 9022 nt
Organism: Xenopus tropicalis (tropical clawed frog)
Lineage: Eukaryota; Metazoa; Chordata; Amphibia; Anura; Pipidae
Gene: sgsm2
Product: small G protein signaling modulator 2
Exons: 24
Coding region: 191-3367 (1058 amino acids)
Cellular component (GO): cytoplasmic vesicle; cytoplasm
Molecular function (GO): GTPase activator activity
Source: RefSeq, a predicted model, not a curated record